CUUGGUCUUCCAUCUCCUCAUCUCUUCAAACUUUCUUCUUCCAUUACAUAGUUACUGCUCUUCUUCCCACUCUUGAAUUCCUCCUGGGUUUCUUCUCUCUGUGAACCAUUUCAGAGCUCAUCCACCAGCAUUCAUCUCCUCCAAGCCUCCUAUCUUACAAUCCUCCUAACCUCUCCAUCAAAAUGACUCGAUCUCACAAGUUCAACGACAAGAAUCACGCUGGCCUUGCUGAGGGGACUGUUGCCCCUCAUGACAACGUUCCCAAGUUCUUCGCCAAGCACGGCUGGGUUGGUGCCGACCCAAAGAAGGCCAAGAAGAACGGCGGAGGCAAGAGUAAUUGUAGGUUCUGAAGUAGCCGAGGAGGACUUCAACUUUGUCAAUGCCCGUCGUCGUCCCUCCAAUAGUAGUAGCUUCUCUGCCCACGGGGAGUUCAAGACUAAGUUUGAGAUCAUCGAACCCGAACCCGUCUUCGAGGAAAGACUCCACGGGCCUGAGCUUGAGGACGAAAUCGCCCUCAGUAAGAUCGAGACUUCUUCCAGCGCGGGAAGCUCAUCGGACGAGCAGAAGUAAAUACUUCUCGGACCGUAUACAAGUGGGGGAUUGUCCCAUCGGGAUUCCGGCCAC
Daldinia vernicosa is the source of this 624-nucleotide messenger RNA. RefSeq lists its product as uncharacterized. The transcript is spliced from 3 exons. The record is from RefSeq and is a predicted model, not a curated record. The coding region runs from base 250 to 570 and encodes 106 amino acids. Lineage: Eukaryota; Fungi; Ascomycota; Sordariomycetes; Xylariales; Hypoxylaceae.